Molecule: messenger RNA, 9168 nt
Organism: Phyllopteryx taeniolatus (common seadragon)
Lineage: Eukaryota; Metazoa; Chordata; Actinopteri; Syngnathiformes; Syngnathidae
Product: nipped-B-like protein A
Exons: 47
Biological process (GO): establishment of protein localization to chromatin; embryonic viscerocranium morphogenesis; digestive tract development
Cellular component (GO): Scc2-Scc4 cohesin loading complex
Molecular function (GO): chromatin binding
Source: RefSeq, a predicted model, not a curated record
CCAGCUGCUCAUCCUACUGCUGCUGCUGCUGCUGCUGCUGCCAGGCCUACUGCUCCUCCCCCUCCACCACCACCACCACCUCCUCCUCCUCCUUCUCCUUCUCCACCACCGGAGCCACUUCUUUCUCAUCACAUCCUGAGCGGUCGAGUCGGGGUUACGCUUCCUCCUUCUGGCAAGAGAGACCCAGGUUUUGUGAGGAGGUGGAGAUGCGACGUUGAAGGCCACCGCCGAGCAAGCGAGCAUUUUGGAGAUGUGAGGAACGGGAAGCCCCUUGGUGAUAUCGAGCAUUUUGACCUCAUCUUCAGUAUGAAUGGUGAUAUGCCUCAUGUUCCUAUCACAACUCUCGCUGGAAUCGCAAGCCUCACGGACCUGUUGAACCAACUUCCACUGCCCUCACCUCUCCCUGCCACCACCGCCAAGAGUCUGCUCUACAAUGGACGGAUCUCUGAAGAAGUCAGCAGCCUGUUGGUGUGUCGCGACGACAACCUGGUGACUCAGCUGGCGCAUGGCCUUAACCAGGUGUCCACAGAACACAUAGAGUUGAAGGACAACUUGGGGAACGAUGAGCCAGAGGGUGACAUGCCAGUGCUCCUGCAAGCUUUGCUGGCCAGAAAUCCCAAAAUCUUCCGGGACAAAAGUGUGAUCCAGCAACCAGCGGUACAACAGUAUAAGAUUUCUCCAAACCAAGUGCACAGGAGUCCAGCACCAAAUUAUCAGCAGUCCCCAGUCACUCAAAGGCCUUCUGGAUGCUUCAGCUCGCCACAGUCCAGGUCCGGAGCUCGGUUCAUAUCACAGCAGCAGCAUUCAAACAGCCCCAUCCCCAGUCCCUACACUCCUCAGAGUCCUGCUGAUUACAUGCAAUACAGUCCACCUAGCUACUCUCAACACCAGCAGACGCAGCAAGGUGGGUCGUAAGAAUAGACACUGUGUAUUGGUCAUUACACAUAACUCACUGGCAAUGCAAUUCACUUUCUGUUCCAGUCGGCUGGUAAUAUUAGGAAUCUCCACAACAAGGUGUCAGGACAGCUAUCGAGUAACGCAUCCAAUCAUCACGCCAAACCAGACUCGAAUGACGACUAUGUCAACAUCGCGCACAGACUUGGAAAUGAGGAAAAUGAGCACUCUAUGAUGGCUGCCUUGUUUCCAGUCAAGUCACCACAAUCUGUGUGUUCCCCGGCCGAGAGUGAAGAACCGUCUAAAUGGUCCAGACCUCUGCUCAUCAUGCAGUCGCCUCCUUCCGACGUUCCUCCUGGUGCAGCUCCCAACACGCUGCUCUCCUCCGCCGAGCGCAAAAAGAAGCAGAAGCAAAGGAGCAGGGCUGUCGGAGAGCACAUGGAGAAAAAUGCUUUGUACGACAUCGUGAGCUCCCCGAUGAAAGACUCUGCCAGGCUGACGUUAAAGCUGUCCAGAGUGAAGACAGAAAAAGAACAGUACAGAGAGCAUUCUCCCAGGACGGAUGCGGAGCAGCAAGCGCACCUCACGAACAGUAAAAACACCUUGCUGAAUGACGACCAGGUAUCGCCGUGUAAGUCUGUCGCAGAGGAACCGCCAAACUGUCAACAGGCGCCGUUCCAGUCAAAUGAGACCGCUGUCGUCUCCGCGGUGGUGCUGCUGGACGACGCCGAGGCCGACAUGGACUCUCUGGCGGAGAUCGAGAGGACCGAACGCGAGUCUGUCAGCGAGAGAGAGCGAUGGUCCAAGGAAGUACAGGAUAAAGACAAACCACUGAAAAAACGAAAGCAAGACUCAUACCCUCAGGAACCGGGAGUCGACACGAGCGACGGUUUCGCCCUGCAAAGCGGCAACGCCGGCAACCAGAUGACACCCAAGAAGAUAAAUGCAGCAAGUAACGGUUCUGGUCGUCCUGCUCUGAUGGUCAGCAUCGAUCUGCAGCAGGCUGGCCGAGGAUUACGGCAGCCCGUGGUGAUGCUGGAGGCCAAGCAGCUGUGCGACGAGCACAUCCUGCGCUUCAGUUCUGAGACAGAAGCAGAGAAAGACGAUGCCUGCCAACCAGCCAUUACCAAAGAUCAGGCCGAUGAGUUCAGUAUGUCCGGCUCGGAUAGCCACCCGAAGGAAAACAAGGAAAGUCAGCGGGACUCCAAACACAGAGCUGAGGGCGGUAAGUCAGACGGAAGGUGCGGAGACUCGCCGAGGCUGAAGCAGAACCGGGAUCCUGAGUCUCGGCACAGGGAUGAAAGGAAUGACAACGAUCACUGUCAACCGGAGGCCCUUAAAACCUCCAGCAAGGCAGAAUGGAACACCGGUUGUAAUAACGAAGACAAAGGCAGGGAGAAGAAGAGGACGAAAGAUCACGACAUCGAAAAAGAUAGGAAUAGGGACAAAGAUAGGGUCAAUGACCAAGAUGUGGAUAAGGAAAAAGAGAGAGACAAGACAAGGGAUAAGAUAAGAAAUAAAAACAAAAUUAGGCAAAAGGAUACGGACAGAAAUAGGGAUAAGGAUCGAGAUAGGGAGAAGGAGGUGGAUGGGGACAGAGUUAGAGAUAGGGAAAAGGACAAGGACAGAGAUAGGGAGAAGGAGAAAGAUGUGGACCGAGUUAGAGAUCGGGAGAAAGAUCAAGGCAGGAAUAAACAUCAAGGUAAAGAUCGAGUAAAAGAAAAGGACCGAGUUAGGGAGAAAGACAGGGAUAAAGAUCGAUCUAAGGAGAAAGAGCGGGAUAAGGAGCAAGAUAGGGAGAAAGAUCGAUUAAAGGAGAAAGAGCGCGAUAAGGGGCGAGAUAAGGAACACGAUAUGGAGAAAGCUCGAUUAAAGGAAAAGGAGCCUGAUAAAGAGAAAUAUAGAUUAAAGGAGAAAGAGCAAAAUAAGGAGCCUGACAGGGAGAAAGAUCGAUCCAAGGAGAAGGAGCCGAAUAAGGAGCCGGAUAAGGAGAAAGAUCGAUUCAAGGAGAAGGAGCGGGAUAAGGAGCAGGAUAAGGCGAAAGAUCGAUUCAAGGAGAAGGAGCGGGAUAAGGAGAAAGAUCGAUUCAAGGAGAAAGAGUGGGAUAAGGAAAAAGACAAAAUUAGGGAGAAAGAGCGCAAUAGGGAUAAAGGUCGGGAACGAGAGACGGAUGACGGCAAAGAAAGAGUCAGGGAAGACAAGGUCAGGAAACACAAAGCGUCGAGAGAUAACAUUAACAAACGUGACCAGUGUCCAGAUGGGACGCCUAAACAGGAUAUGGAUCACAAAAUCAGGCAAGAUGGCAGUAGACACUCCAGUGACCUCAGUGGUCUUGAAAGGUCAGACAAAUCCAUUUUUCCAACCUCACAAAAUAAAAAAGAUAGGAAAGGCGGGGAUGAAAGUAAACAACUUUCCCUCGAGAAAAAAAAGAGUGAGUUCCCCCCGUACUUGCUGGGGGGAAACUCGGGAAUGCUGAAGAACUUUGUGAUUCCCAAAGUGAAACGGGACGUGGUCGAUAAAGCUCCCCUGGUCUCAGGGGACUUGGUUGACGUCUGGAAAGAACCUCGUGUUCUGCUGGAGAGGAAGUCGCUGGUCCAAAACCUCAGCAGAGGCGCGAAACCCAUUGUGAUGCUGCGGCGACUGAACGUUGACAACAUACGAAGCAUCAAGAAGGAACUCAAGGAAACGUACAAGUCCCGGAAGUGGUCUUCUAGUCACAAAUCGAGAGAGAUGUCAUUUAGUGAGAAGGCUAACAAGCGGCAGCACAGUAUGAUCAGUAAAACUCCCAAGUAUACUGGCAACCCUGAUGAAGAGGAGGAAGCAUCUGAUGGUGACAACAAUGAGGUGUUGAGGAAAAGGCGGAGGAAAGAUCAGGACAAGACGUGGAAGCGGGAGUCAAAAAAAGGACGUCAACAGGGCUGGAGCUCGGAUGAAGGCGACGGUGAUCCACAGCCAAAUUUAAGCAAUGUGGCCAGAAAAUUGAAGAAAAAACACAAAGAGAGAAAGACGUAUGAAAAGAUGCGACCUGAGGAUUUGAUGGACUCGUCCACAUUCAAGAGAUUCGCUGCCAGUGUGGACAACAUCCUGGAGAGUCUGGAGGACGUGGACCUCACUGCUGCAGAUGACUACGGAGAUGAUGAAAUACCACAGGAGCUGUUGCUUGGAAAGCACCAGUUGAACGAGUUAGGCAGCAAUUCGGCAAAAAUUAAAGAUAUGGGUAUCUUUUAUAAGUUUUCAUCAGGGAAAUUGGUGAAAUUUAUGAACAUCCUGGAGAAGAACAUUCAGGACAGUGUGAAACUGUCCACAUUAAUGAACCAUGGUAACGACUCCAUGGAUGAGGAGCGGCUGUGGCGUGACCUCAUCUUGGAGCGGGUGACGAAGUCGGCCGACGCAUGUUUGACUGUGCUCAACAUCAUGACAUCGCCGCGUGUGCCCAAGGUGGUUUUCAUCGAAGACGUAAUCGAGCGGGUGUUGCAGUACACCAAGUUCCACAUGCAAAACUCCUUGUACCCCCAGUACGAUCCCACCUACAGGGUGGAUUCCCACGGAGGUGGUGGUCAUAAUUCCAAGGGCAAAAAAGCUAAAAGCUCGGGUCAUAAACAGAAGACGGUCCUCCUGCUCUACAGCAAAGUGUGUGACAUCAUCAGCAGCCUUUCGGAGCUGGUGGAGAUCCAGCUGCUCACUGACACCACCAUUCUUCAGGUGUCCACGCUCGGUAUCACGCCGUUCUUUGUGGAAAAUGUCAGUGAGCUGCAGUUGUGUGCCAUCGCAUUGGUGACCGCAGUGUUCUCCCGCUACAGGAAGCACAGGCAGCUCAUUCUCGAAGAGAUCUUCAACUCCAUGGCCAGGCUGCCGUCCAGUAAACGCAACCUGAGAAAUUUCAGAUUAAACAGCAGCAGUUCGGAUGGAGGUGGCAAGCACAUUCAGAUGGUCACUGCCUUGGUUCUUCAGCUCAUCCAGUGUGUCGUGCAGCUCCCCUCUGCCAAGGAUGGAGAAGAUGAACACAUCAGGAAGGUGGACAAAGACAUCCUCAUCACCAAUUCCUAUGAAACUGCCAUGAGGACGGCUCAGAACUUCCUGUCAGUGUUUCUCAAGAAAUGUGGCAGUAAGCAGGGAGAGGAUGACUACAGGCCUCUAUUUGAGAACUUUGUCCAUGAUCUCCUGUCCACUGUCAACAAACCCGAGUGGCCUGCCGCCGAACUGCUGCUCAGUUUACUGGGUCGCCUGUUGGUGCACCAGUUCAGUAACAAGCAGACAGAGAUGGCACUCCGGGUGGCAUCGCUGGACUACCUCGGCACCGUUGCUUCUCGCCUGCGCAAAGAUGCCGUCAAUAGCAAGAUGGACCGAAAUGCCAUCGACCGAAUCCUCAAAGAGUCUCCGGGUAAUGAUGAGACGCAGCAACUCCAGAGGGCCUUGCUGGGCUAUGUAGAGGAGAGCAGUGAAAUUGAGCCAUCUCUCGUGUUUGCCAGGGGUUUCUACAUUGCCCAGUGGUACAGGGACAUCACGAGCGAGGUAGACAAGGCAAUGAAGUUGCACAAUGAUGACGACGACGACCCAAAACCUUCAUAUGCCGCUAACGACGUCGACGCCACUGAGGAGAUUGUGCAGAGGGCCGAAUCGCGGAAAAAAUUCCUGCGCAAGGUCAUCAGGAACUCUCACACCAGGAUCAGCUCUGAAACAAUAGACUACAAGGACUCCUGUCUGAUUGUCCGAUACCUGGCCUCUAUGAGGCCGUUCUCACAGAGCUUUGACAUUUAUUUAUCACAGAUCCUGAGAGUGCUCGGUGAGAGCGCCAUCGCAGUCAGGACUAAAGCCAUGAAGUGUCUCUCAGAGGUUGUGGCAGUGGACCCAAGUAUUCUAGCAAGGUCCGACAUGCAGCGUGGCGUUCACGGCCGCCUCAUGGACAACUCCACCAGCGUGCGAGAGGCAGCUGUGGAGCUCGUAGGACGCUUUGUGCUCAGUCGACCCGAGCUCAUCGAGCAGUACUAUGACAUGCUCAUCGAGAGGAUAUUGGACACGGGUAUCAGCGUGAGGAAGAGAGUCAUCAAGAUCCUGAGAGAUAUUUGUCUGGAGUUGCCGGACUUCCACAAGAUCACCGAGAUGUGUGUCAAGAUGAUCCGAAGGGUCAACGACGAGGAGGGGAUUAAGAAACUGGUGAAUGAGACCUUCCAGAAAAUCUGGUUCACACCCACACCCAGUCAUGACAAAGAUGCCAUGAUCAGGAAAAUCUUGAACAUCACAGAUGUGGUGCUUGCAUGUAAAGAUUCCGGCUACGAUUGGUUUGAGCAACUCCUCCAAAACCUCCUUAAAUCAGAAGAAGCCGCUUCGUACAAACCUGCUAAGAAGGCCUGCAGUCAACUGGUGGACAAUCUGGUGGAGCACAUAGUGAAAUAUGAGGAGUCCAUUGCAGAGUGUGAGGACAAGGGCAUCCACUCAGGUCGCCUCGUGGCGUGCGUCACCACACUGUAUCUGUUCAGCAAAAUCCGACCACAGCUGAUGGUCAAACAUGCCAUGACUAUGCAGCCCCACUUGACUACCAAGUGCAACAAUCAGAAUGACUUAAUGGUGAUUUGCAACGUUGCAAAGAUCCUGGAGCUGGUCGUGCCCCUGAUGGACAAUGCCAGCGAGAAUUUCCUCACCACCAUGGAAGAAGACCUCAUGAAACUUAUCGUCAAAUAUGGAAUGAUGGUUGUGCAGCACUGCGUAAGCUGUCUCGGUGCUGUGGUAAACAAGGUCACACACAACUACAAGUUUGUUUGGGCUUGUUUCAAUCGUUUCUACGGUGCGCUGACCAAACUCAAGACCCAGCACCAGGAGGACCCAAACAGUCCCACCUUGGUGACGAACAAGCCCACGCUGCUUCGCUCACUGUUCACGGUCGGUGCUUUGUGUCGACACUUUGACUUUGACCAAGAGGAGUUCAAGGGUGCCAGCAAGCUCAUCAUUAAGGACAAGGUCUUGGAGCUUCUUCUGUACUUUACAACUCACAAAGAUGAGGAGGUCCAGGCCAAGGCCUUAAUUGGUUUAGGCUUCCAGUUCAUCAUGCAUCCGGAGCUGAUGUUCGUGGAGGACGUGAAGAUUCUCUACAACACCACCCUGUCGGACGAGCACAGUCUGGUCAGUCUAAAGAUCCAAGUGCUUAAAAACAUGCAGACAUAUCUACAGGAGGAGGACUCGCGAAUGCAAGAGGCUGACCGUGAAUGGAAGGAGAAGGCCAAACAGGAGGAUCUGAAGGAGAUGGGUGACAUCUCAUCAGGCAUGAGCAGCUCUAUCAUUCAGAUCUACCUGAAGCAGGUGCUGGACUCCUUCCUGCACACGCAGUCCACGGUGCGACACUUUGCUCUGAGCGUGAUCACGCUGACGCUCAGCCAGGGCCUCAUCCACCCUGUGCAGUGCGUUCCCUACCUGAUUGCCAUGGGAACCGACCCUGAGCCAACCAUGAAGAACAAGGCUGAUCAACAACUGGUGGAGAUUGACAAGAAAUAUUCAGGCUUUAUCCAUAUGAAGGCCGUAGCAGGGCUGAAGUUGUCCUAUCAGAUCCAGCGGGCCAUCGCCAGAUCCGCAGACGCGAUCCUCCGAGGCUUCCGACACCACGACACCGACGCGGCCCUCUGCUCUCAUCUGUACACUUUGGUUCGGGGGAACCGCCAACAUCGGCGAGCCUUCCUCAUUUCUCUGCUCAACAUGUUUGACGACAGCUCCAGAACUGAGGUGAACUUGCUGUUAUUCGUGGCGGACAACUUGGCCUGCUUCCCGUACCAGACGCAGGAAGAGCCUCUUUUCAUCAUGCACCACGUGGACAUCACUCUGUCUGUCUCUGGGAGCAACUUGCUGCAGUCUUUUAAAGAGUCGUUAAGAAAAGGGCCAGUACCACGGCCGAAGAAGAUAAAGAAAAAGAAGAAAAAGAAAAAGAAGACAAAGCCUCGGAAGAUGCGAGACAGCUCUGACGACAGCGAGGAGAGCAGCAGCCGAUCCAGUAGCAGCAGCAGCAGCAGCAGCAGCAGUAGCAGCAGCAGCAGCGAUGAGGAGGAGGAGGUGGAACAUGUCCACAAGCAUUCUGACUCUGACAUGGAUGAUGAGGAUGUGGUGAUGGCCCGCCUCCCCGAGGACCCGAAGCCUCUGCUGGACUUUUCAGUGGCUUCGCAGGGAAUCUUAUUGCUGCUCAUGCUCAAACAACAUUUGAAGAAUCUAUUUGGCUUCUCAGACAGCAAAAUCCAGAAGUAUUCGCCAACGGAAUCGGCCAAGGUGUACGACAAGACUGUGAACAGGAAAUCCAAGGUGCACUUCAACCCUCGCCAGACUCUGGACUUCCUGAAAGUCGGCCUGUCCAGCACAGACAUCAGCUACGAGACCAAAAAGGAUAUCGUCAAACAGUAUUUACACUUCAAAGUGCUGAUGGAGCACCUGGACCGUGAGGAAGAGGAAGAGGAGGGCGAAGCCAGUGCCAACGCCAGAAACAAAGCAAUUACCUUGCUGCUCCAGGGCCCCAAACCCCGAAACCACAACCACAACAAUCACGCGGCGCCGCUUGAGUCUGAGGAUGAGGAGAGCGAGGAUGAAGACCCCCCGGCGCAGAAGUCACGGCGAGGCGACGACUCGGCGGAGGAUUCCGGCCACAUCAACGAGAGCGUGGAUGUGACGGACGUGGUGGCCAUCCGCUGUCCCAGAUACAAAGACAGGCCGCAGAUCGCCAGGGUGGUACAGAAGACCAAAAGCGGCUACAGCGUACACUGGAUGUCCGGUUCCUACUCCGGGCCCUGGGCUGUGGCCAAGAAACGGGACGGUCGCAAAAAGGUGCCUUGGUUGGACAACAUCAAGGAGUCGGACAUUAUUUAUAAGAAAAUCUCCUUAACGAGCGGACACAAGCUGACAAACAAAGUGGCACAGACGUUACGGGCGCUAUACGCCGCCAAGGACGGGACUAAGCAUUAGUUGCCACUCUGACAUGACAGCCCAUGUGGAUCCGGUAUGUUACAGAGAGACAUUCAAAGCUCUUUCUAUUUAAGGACCUAAUAGACCAAGUUGAAGUUAACACACCAGAAGGAAAUGUUUGGGAAAACAUUGGGUGGGAGCUCCUUCGCUGUUGUGCAGCAACCCGGUUCAUUUUUACUCCCACUGACUGUAUUAUAGUUGAACUAAAAAAAAUAUGUUUAUAUCUGAAAAUAAUUCUGUAAAAAAAAAAAAAAAACAAGAAAAAAGAAAGUGAAUGUUGGAAAUUAGUGUAUUGACGUUCUUAAUAAAGUGUUUUUGGACUUUAAAAAAAAGCAUCUGAGU